Messenger RNA from Magnolia sinica, 1788 nucleotides. Its product is annotated as F-box protein PP2-B10-like. Gene Ontology annotation, molecular function: protein binding. The coding region runs from base 70 to 1221 and encodes 383 amino acids. Lineage: Eukaryota; Viridiplantae; Streptophyta; Magnoliopsida; Magnoliales; Magnoliaceae. The transcript has 4 exons. The record is from RefSeq and is a predicted model, not a curated record.
GGAACAACGUUUCCUUCCAUGCGAAGGAUUUCGCUCUGGUCUGCAUAAGGAUUUCGUUUUAUCUUCUGUAUGUUCUCGCGUCUCUUCUCUCUCCCGUCAGAUUCCAGUUGUACGAAGGUGGAGAUAGACGAUCCGGAUCGUCUCUUCAGUAGGUUGCCCGAAGGUUGCAUUUCUCACAUCCUCUCCUACACAACUCCUCGUGAUGCGUGUAGAUCGUCAACCCUCUCUCAUACCUUCAAAUUCGCGUCGGAAUCUGACACCGUCUGGGAGAAAUUCCUGCCGUCGGAUUGCUCGGAGAUUCUCUCAAAAUCUGUCAAUCCUGUCGAGUUCUCGUCGAAGAAGGAGCUCUAUUUCCGUCUCUGCGAUCCGAUUCUCAUCAACGGUGGAAAAAUGAGAGGACUUAUUGAAUUGAGUCGAGGCGUGACUAAGUCACUCGGCUUGAAAUCGAAUUUGCUCUCCUUGGACAACGUCCCAAGUGUAACAUUUUUCCAGAGCAAUCGACCUCCAGGAUACAACGACUAUGACCGGAUCCCAGCGGUGCACUCACUGUACACGGGCCCGAACCAUUUGCAGUUUAACCCGAAAGUGUCCAAGUUAUUUACAAGAAAGACUUCUGACACUAUAGCUACUACCAUGUCAGACUCAUUGCCUGUUUCUAGCUUUUCAAUUGAGAAAACGACUGGUAAGAAGUGUUUUAUGUUGUCUGCAAGGGAGCUUUCGAUUGUAUGGGGAGAUACUCCGAGCUACUGGAAUUGGAUGAAUCAUCCCCAAUCUAGGUUUGCUGAAGUAGCCGUGCUCAACAUGGUCUGUUGGCUAGAGAUCCAUGGGCUGAUCGACUCCUGCAUGCUCUCACCCAAAACGAGGUACAGUGCUUAUUUCGUCAUGGGAUACGAUGUGGGUUCAUAUGGGCUCGAGUCCCCCCCUGCAGAAGUGUCAGUUAGAUUAGGAGAAUUGUCCAAACACUUCGCCUUCCUUCAGUCCGAGGAGAACCGGAGGAAUCGGGACCAGCCAUUGAACAUGCUUAAUCACCAUCCUGAGGCAGGGAACGCAACACGGGUCCCACUCCCGAGAAGCGAUGGUUGGUCGGAGAUUGAGCUAGGAGAUUGCUACAAUGAUGAGGGAGAUGAAGGGGUGGUUAAAAUGAGCUUGUUGGAGGUGGCAGGUCGUCACUGGAAGGCCGGGAUUAUCAUUGAAGGCAUCGAGAUAAGACCCAAGGUGUAAGUUCAGUGUAAAUGGGCGCGCCCCACCUUGUGAAAUUGUCUAUAACCUACUUGUUUUCUUAACUAAAUGUCCACAACUUGCUUGAGAGUUCAAUAUUUACCCAAAAUCACCUUCUUCCUAAUCACUCCAUAUUUUCUUUUGACCUUUUUAAGUUCCAACUUAGCCGCCACGUCCCACCUGUGGAGUGUGUUUUGAACAUUGAAGUUACGAACAAGUUGGUUUUGGAAAAUUUUCCUAUUCUGUUGUUCCUUUAAUACAUGGUCAGGGUAGGGGCUGAGGCUUUAGAGAAACAUAUACAAACAGGUCUUUGUAUCUAUGACUAAAAUGGACCUUUGGCAUUGGCAUCUUCGGCCUUCUUUUUUGUUAACUAUAGUUUAAUUCUCUUUUGAAUUUGCUAUCAUUAGUUGUGUUCUGAAAGUUCCUAUAUUUGCAUCAGAGCUGAAUGAAUGGCCCAUUGUGAAAGAUGGGUCAGUGUUCUUGCUGGAAUGAAACUUGUUUAUUGUAUUCAACCCAUGUAAUAGACUAUUAGAUAGCACACAAAUCAAUCACUUGCCAUUACUGACUUUA